Molecule: messenger RNA, 1438 nt
Organism: Cylicocyclus nassatus
Lineage: Eukaryota; Metazoa; Nematoda; Chromadorea; Rhabditida; Strongylidae
Source: the annotation of a GenBank genome assembly
UGUGAGCAUGGUGAUGUUAGGAAUGAGGAUUGGGUUGAGAGCGGCAAGGGCUGCGCUCGCUACAGCGGUUUUAGCUACGAAAGUUGACGAUAAGAUAUUCGUUGAGACGACAAGACGAAAGGACGACAAAAAUGUGCUGUUUAGCAGGAAGAUAGUGAAUGAGAACGAUAGAACAAAUCUUCAUCUUCGUUUGUUCCAGUACCAAUCAUGUCCGUUCUGUUGCAAAGUUCGCGCCUUCCUUGACUAUUAUGGGUUCUCUUAUGAUGUUGUGGAAGUCAAUCCCGUUACGAAGGCUGAGCUCAAGUUCUCGAAAGAGUACAAAAAGGUGCCGAUCCUAUCCACCAGUGCGGGAACGCUCACAGAUUCUACUUUGAUCAUCUCGAAGCUAGCAACAUUCUUAGCAAGUCGAUCUCGUACUCUGUCGGACGUCCAUGAGUUAUACCCUACGGUGAUAGUACCACGGGAUGGUCAAAACAUUAUGGAUUAUCCCCAUAAAUACAUAGUUUUCCCAGACGGGACUUCACGCAACGAAGAUAUUGCAUCUGACAGAAUAGAACGGCAAUGGCGUGAGUGGGUUGAUGCUUAUUUUAUUCAUCUAAUCUCACCAAACGUAUAUCGAACGUUCAGUGAGUCUUUGGAGACUUUCAGAUGGUUUUCAGAGUUCGGCGACUGGGAUAAUAUUUUUACUGUCAGUGGCCGUGCUUUGGCUGUGUAUGUUGGUGCUUUUGCAAUGUGGUUGAUAGCGAAACGGUUAAAGAAAAGGCACAACAUUGUUGAUGAGAGAAGGGCUAUGUCGGAAGCUUUUGAUGAAUGGAUGGAUGCGAUUGGACCAAACCGUGAUUAUCUUGGAGGAUCGAAGCCUAAUCUUGCAGACUUGGGGAUGUAUGGUGCGAUGACGGCGUUUUCAGGAUGUUCAGCAUUCCGUGAGCUUGUCACGGAAGGGAGCAAAAUUGAGCGGUGGUUUACAAGAAUGCGAAAUGAAAUAUGCAUCAAGCUGCGGAGCAGAGAGAGAUUUGAAAAGAUCUUGAAGGGUGACGAAGAGCAAUGAAUGGUCUGAAACGUGAUGUUUGAAUGAGGAAAACGCACUCUUUAAAGAAAAGAAAGGGCGUGCUCUCUACCCAAAGGAUUAGGGUAAUCUCUCCAGCAUGGGUGAAGUUACGUAAAUCAUAACGAUCUACGGAAAGCUAAGAAAUCAAAACUGAGGUGGACGAGACGAGUACGACUGUUGUCUUGCCAUACAUCUUUGACUGGACAGCUUAAAUGAAGCAUGGCUCAACGAUUCUAUUCCAGCCGCAAGGAUGUCGAGCUGAAGGAGAAAGAUGUGUUAAAAUUUUCUCAAAAGUUUUUUAAAGUUCUCAUGCCGCGAAUUCCUCGUCCUUAAUGAGAAAUUCGUCUAGCUUCGCUUCAUGCAUCAUUUUUUUCUUUUCUUAGUAUUCCG